Molecule: messenger RNA, 3285 nt
Organism: Drechmeria coniospora
Lineage: Eukaryota; Fungi; Ascomycota; Sordariomycetes; Hypocreales; Ophiocordycipitaceae
Product: DUF221 domain protein
Exons: 5
Coding region: 1-3285 (1094 amino acids)
Cellular component (GO): plasma membrane
Molecular function (GO): calcium-activated cation channel activity
Source: RefSeq, a predicted model, not a curated record
AUGAAUCGACUCUUCCUCCGGGACGAUGACAACGACGGCGGAAAGGAGCUUCUCAAUCUGCUCCAAGACCCGUUCCAUGGACAGCUCGCGGCCGCCUCGUUGUACUCGGCGUUGGCCAUCUCGCUAGGCGUCACCACCUUCAUCACGAUCUGCUUCUCCUUCCUCCGCCCCUACAACCAAGCCAUCUACGCGCCCAAACUCAAGCAUGCAGACGAGAAGCAUGCGCCGCCGCCCAUCGGCAAGAUGCCCUGGGCCUGGGUCACGCCCGUGAUCAAGACCGACGAGGCCACCAUCGCCCAGCAGAUCGGCAUGGACGCCACCAUCUUCCUCCGCUUCGUCCGCAUGCUGCGCAACAUUUUUCUCAUCCUCGUCGUCCUCGGCAUCGGCAUCCUCGUCCCCGUCUAUUCCAAAUUCUCCCAGAAGGAAGUGGGCGGGGUCGCAACCGAGUGGUACGUCCAGAUCACCCCUCGCGACGUAAAAGAAGAGCCCCAGUGGGCCCAGGUCGUCUUCGCCUACCUCAGCAACUUCGUCGUCGUGGGCUUCCUGUGGUGGAACUACCGAAAGGUCCUGCAGCUCCGGAGGAUGUACUUUGACAGCGACGAGUACCAGAAUAGCCUGCAUGCUCGCACCCUCAUGCUGUUUGAUCUCCCGAAGCAGGGCCGGUCCGACGAAGGCAUCGCGAGAAUCAUCGACGAGGUCGUGCCGGACUCGUCCUUUGCCCGCACCGUCGUUGCGCGAAACGUCAAGGACCUCCCCGAACUCAUCCACCAGCACAGCCGCGCCGUCCGCAAGCUCGAGGAGAUUCUGGCCAAGUACCUCAAGAACCCCGACCAGCUCCCGGAGCGUCCCCUCUGCAAGCCGGCCAAGAAGGAUCGCGCGUUCGACACGUACGCGAGGGGCCAGAAAAUCGACGCCAUCGACUACUACACCAAGCGCAUCCGCGAUCUCGAGGUCGAGAUCAAGGAGGUCCGCGCCGGCGUCGACAAGCGCGGCACCAUGCCCUACGGCUUCGCGAGCUACACCGACAUCGUCGAGGCCCACAACAUCGCCUUCGCCUGCCGCAAGAAGAAGCUCCACGGGGCCACGGUCCAGCUGGCGCCGCGCCCCAACGACAUCAUCUGGCGCAACAUGCCGCUCUCGCGCGCCUCCCGCAGCCGCCGGCGGUGGAUCAACAGCCUCUGGGUCGCCCUCCUGACCCUCCUCUGGGUCGCGCCCAAUGCCAUGAUCGCCAUCUUCCUCGUCAACCUGACCAACCUCGGCAAGGUCUGGCCCGCCUUCAACCGGUCGCUGAAGGAGAGCCCGACGCUCUGGGGCAUCGUCCAAGGUAUCGCCUCGCCCGCCUUGAUGUCGCUCGUCUAUCUCGUCCUCCCCAUCAUCUUCCGCCGCCUCUCCAUCAAGGCCGGCGACCAGACCAAGACGGGGCGCGAGCAUCACGUCAUCGCCCGCAUGUUCGGCUUCUUCAUCUUCAACAACCUCAUCGUCUUCUCCUUCUUCAGCACCGUCUGGACCUUCAUCGCCGGCGUCGUCAAGGAGACGAACGAGACCAAGGACGCCUGGAAGGCCAUCGUCAACGGCAACAUCGCCGACGCCGUCUUCCAGGCCUUCUGCAACAACAGCCCCUUCUGGGUGACGUACCUGCUGCAGCGCCAGCUCGGCGCCGCCGUCGACCUCGCCCAGCUCUGGCCCGUCAUCUACGCCUUCUUCCUCAAGAAGUUUUCGAGCCCUACUCCGAGGGAGCUCAUCGAGCUGUCGGCGCCGGAGCCCUUCGACUACGCGAGCUACUACAACUACUUCCUCUUCUAUACCACCGUCACCUUCUGCUUCAUGGGUAUCCAGCCCCUCACGCUCGUCGCGACGGCCAUGUACUUCUGCAUCGACUCCUACCUCAAGAAGUACCUCAUCAUGUACCGUUUCGUCACCAAGACCGAGUCCGGCGGCGUCUUCUGGCGCAUCUUGUUCAACCGCCUCAUCUUCGGCACCAUUCUCGGCAACCUCGUCGUCCUGCUCACCUGCUGGGCCCGCGGCAGCGGCCGGCUGCACUUCUACUGCGUCUGUCCGCUACCCGUCAUCCUUAUCGUCUUCAAGAUCUACUGCCGGAGCGUCUUCGACGACAAGAUCCAGUACUACAGCACCCGCCGCGUCGGCCGCAAUGCCGACCAGGGCCUGCCGCAAAAGGAGAACCGGCGGCGCAGCGAGAAGCUGGCGAGCCGAUUCGGCCACCCUGCGCUGUACAAGCCGCUCAUCACGCCCAUGGUGCACUCCAAGGCCCAGAACCUGCUGCCGUCCAUCUAUCACGGCCGGCUGACGGACGGCCGCGAGGUGAAUGCGAGCGACCUCAUGAGCGUCAGCGGCUACUCGGACAUGUACGCCCUCGACGCCAUGCAGGGUGGGAAGCCGGGCAAGAGCGCCGGCAACAACGUUCCCGGCUUCGAGUACGUCUCGGAGGCGCACAUGGACUUUGAGUUCUACAAGAACAGGGCCGAGUUCACCGACCAGCACGGCGGGGGCGAGAUGUACGGCCGGGGAAGCGACAUCACGCGGUCCGGCACGCCCGCCUCCUUCGACGACUACUCGGACCGCUCCCUCUCGAGACCACUGUCGCAGGGAUCGACGAGCACGGCCUACUUCGCCGGCGCCGGGCCGGCGCGGCGCGUCAUGCCCAACAAGCCGAGCAUGUCCAGCAUGUCCAACGUGACCAACAUGUCCGACAUGACCGACGUGCCGAUCAUGCCCGCGCUGCCCGGCGCGGCCGAGACGGGCUACCACGGCCCGCGCGAACGCAGCCCCAUGUACGCGCAGGACAACGGCAGCUCCUCGGCGCUCAUGCGCAACCCGGCGGGCAUGAGCAUGGUGCCGCUGAACCCACCGGCGAGCAUGACGCCGCCGCCGAGCUACCAGCGCGACAUCGCGACCGACCGCGGCCGGAUGGCCUCCCGGCAGCAUGCGCACCCGGCCUCCAUCAGCCCGGGACCGUCCGUCGGCGCCCUCGGCGGCGGCCCUCAGGGCUACAGCGGCUUAGCCCAGGCCGAGGACCUGGACCAGCACGGCCACAACCACAACCAAGGCACCGCCGAUCCGGCGCAGUACAACUACUACAGGGGGGACAGGGGUGGCAAGGGCAAGGGCAGGGCCACGGUCACGGGUGGCAAGGGCAAGGUCAGGACCAAGGUCAAGGGUGGCAAGGGCAAGGUCAGGGCCACAGUCAGGGCCAGGGCCAAGGGUGGCAAGGCCAUGGUCAAGCAUGAAAGCGCCGAUUCCAUGGCAAAUCAUCUCGCUGGCCUGUGA